AUGAUCUCGUCAAAUACCAGAACUACACGAUCUCGUUACUCUAGUCCCGCGCAAUCACAGAAUACCAAAUGGAACGGAGUACUCGACGCGUCUAAAGGGGCAACAGAGGGUUCAAGAGCUUUCAUGCAGCGCUGGCUAGAGCCGACCGUGCAGAGCAAAGCGAGCUUCGAGGAUGAUGGGUUGGUUCGAUAUGGGGUUGUUGAGAACAUGGCGCCCCUGGGAAGUCUGCCCAAACCCAAGAAGACGGGACCGGAGACCAACUCAGGAGUAAAGAGGAUUAUAUUGCGGCCCUCAGGGGGGGGUGCUGCCAAAAAUGUAGCGCAGAUGGGCUCCAGCGACCCAGUGGUGGAUGUCGUGGAUGUGGACGGGGAUGCGGAUGCAGAUGCGGAGGCGGAUGUUGCGAUUACGGCGAGAGCGGCAGACUCUUCCCCUCCACCUGUGGCUCUACCCCCUACACCGCCACGGAGAGUAUCUAUUGUUCUCAAGGACGCAGCAGCAGCUGCCGACGAUGAGAACGACGAAGACUACGAUCCGAGUCGACCAAAGAGACGACAAUCGGGGCGCACAUCUCUAGGAAGACGGUCGCGACGCUCCUCUGCCGGUCGCAGAAGCUCCAUCGUGACUAAGCCCACAGCAAAGGAGGCAAAGGAGGCAAAGGAGCGCAGAGAGUCGGAGAGGGAGCCGAAGAAGACUGCAAAGUCGGCGGAACGAGCCAAGUCAUUCAAGGAGCUCGAGGAGGAUGAGGAGCUGGAGGUAGCAGGGGCAAUCACAGCAGAGGCGACGAUUCACGCAGCUGAACCUGUAGAACCUGAAGACAAAGAAUUCACGGACAAGGUCAUCGAGGCUGCAGUGGACGAGGCCCUAAAGCACUAUCGAUAUCCGACUGCGUGGGCUCUGCGGACCCUCUACGACGAAAAGUCAAGCGACCCGCGGUUCGUUGCCAUGAUCGAGGAGGUUUUCACGCAAACGGCAGAUGAGGCUACGAUGCAAAGGUUUUCCAGAGAGAUGCAGAAGAAGAAGCGAGAGGGCAAGAAGGACAACCAAGGCUGCUACUAUUUCAUCCCUCCAACAACCAACAGCAGAUUCACUCCUCACAAACCCAAGGCCGCGCCGUACGGCAAACUCCUGCAUCACAAUCAGGUGGAAGAGGUGGUCGAGGUUGUAGAGGUCGAGACUGAAGACGAGUCAGAGGUGCAUAUUCUCGACACGGAGGAAGCAGAGCAAGUGAAAAACGCUCAUCGACAUCCAGCUCGAGCUACCAAGAGGGCAAAGACAUCGCACUCUCGCGCUCACUCUUCUUCCCAUCACAGCAACACCCAUCCCCAUACUCAGACUCACGCCCACGCCCACGCCCACGCCCACGCCCACUCUCACUCGACCCGCAACACGCCACGGAAAAUGUCUUCAAGUAACCUACCACAAACACCCUCGCGCAAGCGAAACAGACGAGACUCAGCAUCUAGUGAUUCCUCUCUCUCAUCGGCCCUCAGUCUCUCGUCGCCUGAGGCCAUAAUGGGGAGCCCAAGCCCUGUCCGUAGAACAGGCACGGGCACCAGUCGCCCUGGGCCAGCUGGGCCCGACUCCAGUGAUGCGCCAAAAUCUCGGCCAAUCACCACCCGCCGCAAAUCACUCGCCUCCAAGGGAGGUGCCAGCCGCAAGGCCAAGCCCAAGACCACCAAGCCUGCUGCUACUAAGCAGCCAUCACCCUCAGCUCUCACACUGUCCACCCCAGACAUCACCAAGGGUAUCAAACUCAAACCCACUGAUGCACCCGCAAGUGCGACCAUCAGCGUGAGCGCCGACGCCAGUAUGCCAGGAAGGGUUUCUGCCGGCCAAAUCUUCCCAAACCUGCCUACAAAAUCAAAGAUAGCAAAGAACAAGGGAUCAUCAUCUGCCCUGACUCCAGCUCCAUUCUCGGCUGAUGACGCUGGCCAUGAUAACGACGACUCCUUCUGGGAUCGGAGACGCGAUGCGCAAAAGUUUGCCAACAGUGUCACGGCGACUGAGAGUUCUAUCCGAGGGGGAGACGAGGACGAGGACCCCUUCACAACCCCCGCAAAAUCGACGAGGAAGACGCGUCAAUCCAUCGCCGCUGCAGGCUCUGCUUCAGCGGGAACGACGAGAUCCACACGCUCGGCGAGCAAGAGACCUCACGACGAGAUUGACUCUGCCGUGUCCCCUGUUGCGUGGUCUUUCCAGCGUGAGGACAGCUCAGUCGGAGGAUCACGGGCUGCGACGCCCACGCUACGCCCCCCAAAGAAGCCGAGAACUGGUCUUCGUAUCAAGUCAUCCCCUGUCAAGAAGAGAGGAGGAACAGCUGCUGGCGUGCCCCGGCUACAAGGAGAAGCCCUAGCAACCAACGGCGUAGCCAAAGAUCAGGUGUCGGACAACGACGAAGAUUGCUCUGCCUGCGGCGCCGCUGGCGACGUUGUCUGCUGCGAUGGAUGCCCACGGUCAUUCCACUUUGAAUGUGUGGGCAUGAUACCCUCGGACCAUCUUCCCGACGAGUGGUUUUGCAAUGAGUGCCUUUACAAGCGAUACCCAUCGCGGAUGCCCCCGUACAAGGGUGUGUUUGCUGCUGCCCUCGUCAACCUGGAGAAGAGCAUUCCUCGCGCAUUCAGCCUCCCCAAGAAAUUGCAGACCCGCUUUGAAGGCGUCAAGGCCGGUGCCUAUGGCGAGUACGAAGAAGUCACCACCGCCAAAACGACCAAGAGGAAGAAUGGCUACGAAGAGUUGCCCGACUUUUUCAAGCAGCGCGAUGAAGGACAGGCUGUGAUCUGCCACGGCUGUCAGAAGCCUGCCACAGAUGUUCGAGCCAUCAUUCCUUGUAGCAUUUGUCCCUUCUACUGGCACAUUGACUGCCUAGACCCUCCACUCGCUGUCCCGCCUGUCCUCAAGACCUGGCGAUGCCCUCUACAUCCAGAGGAAAUAAUGGCAGAGGUCCGCUCAUUGGCACCUGCUCACCGUUUUCGCAAGAUCAAAGGAUCGCAGACCAUCGUACCAUCUCUCACACGAGGUACCAAGAACAACGGGUACAUUGAAAUCGACUGGGAAGAUGAGCCCGAACCCGCCAACAACUCUGGCUGGCCAGAUCCUGACUCGUUCGGUCGAGCUUACAAACUACCAGCAAAGGGGAUCGUCCUUGAUUUUAUCGAGCAGCUACGUCGUCAACAUGCUGGCUAUGGCCCUCGUCAUGAAGAAUCCAGAUGUGUGUCGUAUAUUCCAACAACUGGAAACGGCCGAAGUCGACCUCUUGCCGGCUCUGAGUUACAGCGGACUGUCAAUGAAAUGCAGUUAGCAUUGACCCUGACCACUCUCAAAGAGCGCAAGUCGGACGGUGUUGACCAACUGAUCACGGCUCUGGUAGACACAGCUGAUGCCGGUGUUUUGUCACUCAUGGCUAAGGCAGAUGCCAGUAAUUUAUCUACUGGUCAUUUGACCGAGAGCGACAAGCUUAGUCUGCGUGUCCUUCUAAAUCAGAUGGAUUCCAUGGGGGCUCGCAUUAGACAUCUGCUUGGCGAGCCAGAGCCUGUGAAUAUUUCCGCCACCAUGCAAGACCAGGAUGUCAUACCGAGCAUCCUUUCCCCUCAAGACUCAGCCAUUGCUGAGCCACUCGACAAGGUUAUGACACAUCCUGUCACGGAGCCCACGCCCCCUUCUACCAUUGACCACGCUGAAGGCUCUAUGGAUCUCGACUGA
This is a messenger RNA of Fusarium proliferatum ET1, 3699 nucleotides long. RefSeq lists its product as uncharacterized. Gene Ontology annotation, cellular component: Rpd3S complex. The record is from RefSeq and is a predicted model, not a curated record. NCBI's taxonomy places the organism in Eukaryota, Fungi, Ascomycota, Sordariomycetes, Hypocreales, Nectriaceae. Gene Ontology annotation, biological process: regulation of transcription by RNA polymerase II. The coding region runs from base 1 to 3699 and encodes 1232 amino acids. The transcript is spliced from 6 exons.